GCAGAACAACGAUGCAUCAAUCCCUUCGACACCAGCACAAGACAACACCUUUGAGAACAAUGAACAAAGAUCAUCAAAUGCAUCAACACAACAAAAACAAGACCACGCACCGAAGGUAAAAUAAAACAAAUCUAACACACAUUUUACGAAAUUGAUGGUUAAUCGUAUACUAGUAUUUUGCUACAAUGAAGCUUAUUUUUUUUUUUUUAAUUCUCGUUUAGGAUUCUUCUUUUGGCUAUACGUGUCGGACAUGUCAUCAAAAAUUUGAUUGUCGACGAACAUUGUACGUUCAUCAGAUGAAUGACCAUGUUCAAGUAGGAGCAGGUCUGUUACAACCCAGACCCUGGGGGAAUGGGUCUCCGCCAUGGGGGGAAGGUGACAGAAUUGAUGAACAAUUAAAGGAAGUAUAUGAGACGAAUGCUUCUUUAAUCUUAAGAAGACACCAGGAAGGAAAUGUUUAUAGUGUAUACAACUUUCCGAUCGAUAAUCAUUUCACCGUUUCCGAAAUUAUGCAAGCAGGAAACGAAAUUUAUGACCGUCAACAAAAAGCCUUCCGUUUAAAUUUGGAAUUUGGUUUAAUAUUGAAAAACACCGAAACAGGUGAAUAUCGGUAUUUUAAACCUUAUCACAAUCAAGAGGUAUUUGAACGUCCCAUUUACGUAUCGAGAAGAAUUCAUUUAAAACGUUUACAGCAUCGCAUGCAGCAAUUAAACAUCACUGAUUAUAUUUUGCGGCAGCGUCCCGAUACAAAGUGGAAACCAUUUCUGAUCACAAAUGUCCGCAUCGUUACAUAUCAUUUGAAUUUUGUUUUGGGUAACGGUAGAGUUACUGUGCCUGAACACAUCAGUCAAUCGAAAUCAGUCAUUUCAAUGACAACGAAUAGUAAAGGUUAUGCAUAUAAAGACAACCUUUGUGCUUUCCGCUGUUUAGCAUAUCACCAGAAUAAAGAUUGGUGUUUGUUGGAGAAUCAAACACAAGAGCUAUUUCAAAAAUGGGUCUCCUUUAACAAAAGACAAAGCAAAGACAUAAAUUCAAAUUCAAAAACGUUUCCUGGUAUUACUUUAAAUCAACUAGUUUAUUUCGAAAAAUGUUUCGAAAUCAAUGUCAACUUAUUUUCUUUACAAGAAGAUGGUUCUGCACAAGUUAUUUACAAAUCAAAAUGUAAAUAUUCAAAUGACAUUUACUUAAAUAUCUUCGAACAUCAUCUGUCAUACAUUACGAAAUUCGACACUUACGCCAAAAAAUUUCAGUGCAAAACUUGUCAUCGUCAUUUUGGGCAUUUAAAAAAUUUGAAAAAACAUCAGCGUGUGUGCAAGAUGAAAACAACAAGACAAUUUCCAGGGGGGUUUUAUUCUACUCCAAACACAAUUUUUGAUAAAUUGGAACAAUACGGCAUCACUGUUAAUCCCAGUGAUCGUUUGUAUGAAUGGUUUUUAGUUUACGACUUUGAAUCUAUGCUUGUACCAACUGAUGCUGGUCAGAACAGCGCAAGUCUUCAAUAUACGGAACAGCACGUCCCCGUAUCCGUAAGCGUCUGUUCAAAUGUAGAAGACCACACCGAACCCCUAUGCAUUGUUGAAUCAAACAUUGAUUCUCUUGUUGAAAAAAUGGUAGAGUACAUGUCAACAAUCGCUCAAAAAGCAACCGAGUUAACUAAAGAAAAGUUUUCUGAUGUGUUUAGCGCCCUCGAGGACUCGGUGUUUGACGAGAGAAUUUAUGAAGACGCACUCGAGUGCAUCGGAGAUGACGAGGAAAUUCAUAAAAUGAUAAAUGAAGAAAAAAAGCUUUCCAAAAAAUUAAAAGAGGAAUUUGAAAUUUAUUGCGAGCAAAUGAUAUGCAUUGGUUUCAAUUCGGCCAAAUACGAUAUUAAUUUAAUAAAGAGUUACCUCGUUAAACACCUCCGACUCGACGAAAACGGCGCAUUCGUUGCCAAACGCAACAAUGUUUAUUCAUGCAUCAGUACAAACACUUUUAAGUUUUUAGACAUCUCUCAAUAUCUGAGUCCCGGUAUAAAUUAUUCGGGGUUUUUAAGAGCAUUCGAUGUUCAAGAGAGUAAGGGUUUUUUCCCAUACGAAUUUUUUGAUGAUAUAGACAAACUUCGUUACGACCGACUUCCACCUCACGAGUCCUUUUAUUCAACUCUCAAAAAUGCCAACAUUACCGACGAAGAAUAUGCCUUCUGUCAAAGAGUGUGGGACGAGAAAAAAUGACAACGUUUAGCGAUUUCCUCGUCUGGUACAACAAUCUCGACGUCGAACCUUUCGUACAAGCGGUGAAGAAUUUACAGAAAUAUUAUUUCGAGCGCGGUAUUGACAUAUUUAAAUGUAGUAUAUCGGUACCAGGUCUCGCGCGUCGAAUGUUAUUUGAAAGUGGUACGAAAGAGUGGGCCAGUUUUGCUUUGAUUGAUCGUGAAAAUGAAGAUCUGUACGACACGAUCAAGCAGAACAUUAUAGGAGGUCCGAGCAUUAUUUUCAAACGCUACCACGAAACAAAAAGGUCAUUUAUUCGUGGUAAUCCGCAAAAGCCAUGUGGUCGAAUUAUCGGCUUUGACGCCAAUGCGCUAUACCUAUACUGUAUAGGAAAAGAAAUGCCCGCCGGUGCUUUUGUGCGUAGGCGCAUGCUCGAUAAAUUUAAACCUCAGAAACGAGAUAAAUAUACAAUUGCAUAUGAUUGGUUAGAUUGGUUGUCCCACUGUGGGAAAUAUAAAACCAUCAAACAUAAGCUGAAUUCAGGUAAAGAAAAAAAAAUUGGCCGCUUUCCUGUUGACGGCUACGACGAGGAGACUAACACGGUGCUGCAGUUUCACGGAUGUUACUGGCAUGGUCAUCGUUGUUGGUUGACUCGACAUGUCAAAACCGACAAACUCUUAGAAAUGAGACAAAAUAAAACCAAACUUGCAACGAGUUACCUCAGAAAACAAGGUUACAAGGUUGUUGAAAUGCGCGAGUGUACUUUCCGUAAUAACAUUCGCACUAACCUUCAGUUGAAAACAUUCGUCAACUCGAGAAAGCAACCUACAGGUCAAGGUCCCAUGACACAUGAAGAUGUCAUUAGAGGAGUUUUGAGCGGCAAGUUAUUUGGCAUGGUAGAAUGUGACAUUCGGGUUCCAGAAGCUUGGUCUGAUCACUUUAAACACCCGACUAUGACACCAUUCGAGUAUUUCUCAGAGAUGAGUCCUCUCUUUUGUACCACGGACAUUCCAUUUGACGCCAUAGGCUCGCACAUGCAAAACCACGCGAAACGGUUUAAUCUGAGUACGAAACCUCGUCGUCUUCUGGUAGGAGGCAUGAGAGCGCGUCAACUGUUAAUAGCUACGCCUUUACUGCGCUGGUAUAUAGAGCACGGUCUGGAGAUCACCAAAAUCUACCAGACUGUUGAAUAUACACCUCAGAGAUGUUUUAAGAAUUUCGUUCGCGAUGUAAGCGACGCGCGACGUCAAGGCGACGUAGACCCGACGAAAUCCAUAAUUGCGGAUACGCGUAAACUAGAAGGAAAUAGUGCAUUCGGAUCCACAAUUAUGGACCAAGAAAAGUUUCAAACCGUCAAAUUCGUACGUGGUGAAGGAAAGGCCAUGAUGGAGAUAAAUGAUCCCUCUUUUAAAAAAUUAUCUACACUUUUCGACGAGGAAGAGCUUUUCGAAAUUGAAAAAAGUAAGAAAAAAUUAAAACUGAAUUUACCCAUUCAGAUCGGUUACUUCAUCUUGCAGUAUGCAAAACUGCACAUGUUACAGUUCUACUAUGACUUCAUGGAUAGAUUUGUAGACCGUGCAGACUUUGAAUACUGCGAGAUGGACACCGACUCUGCCUACAUGGCCAUUUCGGGACCCACCUUUGAGUCUGUGAUUAAACCUGAAUUACGACAGAUUUACGAUCACAGUCUCAAAGGUCACUGUGUCGACAGUUUAGAGAUCGAGGCGGACUGCGACCGGCAUUGGUUUCCUCGCACUUGUUGCGAGAGACACGCAAAGUUCGAUCGUAGAACGCCUGGACUCUUCAAAAUUGAAUUUGAAGGUGACGAAAUGAUAGGUUUAUGUUCAAAGACUUACAUCGUCUCUACUCGUAUGCAGAAGAAACGUUCCAGUCAAUUGAUUGUAGCGCAGCGACUACUUAGACGCGCAAAGAAAUGUAGGUUUAGAAAAUUUCAAGUUAUCAAACCACGAUUGGUGACGAAACUUAAGUUUUCUUGUAAGGGAAUUUCAAAGAAAAGACUUAAAGCCCCCCUCGCCUUAUUCAGAGAUGUAUUAAAAACUCAAAAAGUGGGGACUGGAACAAAUAUGGGUUUCAAACUUAGAAAUAACAGUGUGUAUACGUAUCGUCAAAUAAGGAAUGGUUUGACUUAUUUUUACUGUAAGAGAAAAGUUUUAAAUGACGGAGUUAGCACUGAACCAUUAGAUUUCGAGUUAUGUCCUGUAAAAAGCAAAAAGGAAUAUGAAGCUGAAAUAGAUGACUUCGAUCUCGAACUAGUACACAUGCUCGCGGAAAGCGAGUAAUUGAUAUUAUUUGAUGCAUGACACUGUUGUUCGAAGAGAUUGUAUAUACUUUCUUUUUUUUUGUAAAGUUUGUGUUGUACUGGAAAGGGGGGGGGGUCCAUACCGUCGCAUCGUUUCAUCUCUUGGAUAUGAUGAGAAAUAUUAUCUAAUAUUUUCGCUUCUUCUGUGAAAUUUUGUAAUUAUUUAUGUACGUUGAAUGGUUGAUUAUACAGUUGUCUUAAAUGUGGUAAAAAAAAUAUUACUCUAAUUCAUCGUUUAUUUUGAAAUAUCCAUGUUCAAUGUAUACAUCUACAUGUACAUUACGUAAUUUUUUUUUUUUUUUUUAUUUCGCAUGUAUUUAUACUGUUAAUGAACUUAAACUCAAGAUUAAUUUACCGUAUGUAUUUUUGUUUGCCUAUCUAUUUACAUACAUAUAUACUUGUAUGUACAAUAAAGAUUUUUGGUGUAAUUCACGUUUUUUCAUUUAUCCCAAGACAAGGUCAUAAGAAGGGUUCAGUAUCUAUAUAUUCAAAAGCAUUUUAUUUAACAUGGAGAGAACUUCCACCUCGUCAUCAGAAUCGUGGUGUUUAAUGGGAAAUAAAAUUCCCAAAUCUGAAAUUGUCUACUUCUGUCAAAUGAUCGUGGUGUAUAUCAUUAUCAUUACCUCAAUUGUUAACUUGUCUCUAAAGAACGGUUCCUCUGAACUGUGGAUUUCCUUACUUAGCAGUGCAAUAGGUUACAUAUUACCUAACCCCUCUUUAAAAACAGAAAAAAUAUAAGAAGGUUAAUGAUACUCGGAUAUAAGACAUAAAUCAUCAGCAUGUCUAUUCCAUUUCAACCGUGUUCGAGUAUGUGCAUAAGCGGUCAAACAGGAAGUGGUAAGACGCGAUUUGUUUACCGAUUGUUGACUGAUUUGAAUGAAAUGUAUGGCGGUGAGCCACCUAAACACAUUUUGUAUUGUUACGGUAUUCAUCAACCUCUUUUUGACGAAAUGGAGCAGCGUUUUUCUAACUUGAGAUUACAUCACGGGGUUCCCACAAACAAAGAAAUAGAGGAACUGACCUCUGAUCGACAACAUACGCUAAUCGUGCUGGACGAUUUAAUGCAUCGAGUAGUCAGAGAUGCCGACAUGGAACUUUUAUUUACUCAAGGCUGUCACCACCGACGUCUCAGUGUAGUAUUCAUUACACAGAAUUUAUUUCCGAAAGGUUCAAAAUCAAGAACCAUAGCU
Messenger RNA from Magallana angulata, 5699 nucleotides. RefSeq lists its product as uncharacterized. The record is from RefSeq and is a predicted model, not a curated record. The transcript has 2 exons. The coding region runs from base 2207 to 4489 and encodes 760 amino acids. Lineage: Eukaryota; Metazoa; Mollusca; Bivalvia; Ostreida; Ostreidae.